This is a messenger RNA of Jatropha curcas, 612 nucleotides long. NCBI's taxonomy places the organism in Eukaryota, Viridiplantae, Streptophyta, Magnoliopsida, Malpighiales, Euphorbiaceae. The record is from RefSeq and is a predicted model, not a curated record.
AUGGAUACACAUGGGAUGCCGUACCACAAGAGCCGAGAGACUUUUAUUGGGAAGAGUUUUAGGUACGAUUUGGUUCAAGUUAUAUCUUCAUUCAAUAAGCAUUUGGUAUGGGAAGAGGCCAUUACGGCUAUGCUAAAAGUGGCCUGGGAGAAAUUGUGCGCUCUACGAUGCAGUGAGACUAGCGGUGACGAAGCAGGACCUUCUCGACAUACAGGCGGAUCAAUAUUUGUGAGUCAACUAGCUAAAAAAUAUGGUCAUGAGCCCACACCGAUGGAGGUGUUCACUUACACUCACACAAAGGACCACGACGGAAAUACGUUUGUCGACAAACGUGCGUUGGGUGUCAAUGAGAACUAUAGUACAGCUUGCGAGCGUGUUGUUUCUUCUCAGGCUGGAUCUGAAGCUGAGUCAAGAUUUGAUGAGCUAGCACUUUAUCUGGAGGUCGUAGGGGGUGAAAGGAAGAGGAAAGUCUAUGGCAUCAGGUCUCAGGCAUCACAAUUUUACCGCAGCUCAGCAUCUGACGCUUCUGCAACUUCCUCACGACCACAUCCCGACGACAGUGUCGAGGAGAUUAGUGCAUUACGGGCUCAUGUUGAUGAGCAAGAGAGAUAA